Molecule: messenger RNA, 619 nt
Organism: Coccinella septempunctata (seven-spotted ladybird)
Lineage: Eukaryota; Metazoa; Arthropoda; Insecta; Coleoptera; Coccinellidae
Exons: 4
Coding region: 38-619 (193 amino acids)
Source: RefSeq, a predicted model, not a curated record
CAAAGUGUAGGCCCUGUUACGCCGAUACUUUAUCUGGAUGGUGGCGGCUUCCAAAGGGUCAUAUCUAUUUGGUCUGUUAUGUCUCCGGGUCGCGGGACGUGACGCAGCGGGGACCGGAGGUCUCGUCGGUCCAUUCUUCUCCACGAGCUCUCUCGUUAUUCUCUCCGUGACCUCGGAGAGGCCGCUGGCAUUCUCCACUUCGUCUAUCCAGCCGAGCCAUCUUUCUUGGUCUUCAGUAAUUCCACGCGCUCUCACUCGUGAGGCAGCCGUGUCACGGGCACUCAGCGGGGCGACGGGUUGGACCGCAGAUGGUGGCGAGCCCGAGGUAAGCGUCGAGGAAGCAGCGGCUGUGGCCGGCGUCACGCGCACUGGUCUUCUUGGUCUGGUGGACACCGGUCUUCUCAGUCUGGCAGCUACCCCGUUCGAAUCCGGGUCAUGUUGUGCCGGGUUAUUGGCCAGCGAUGAGGAAGAUGUCGGGCCCUGGGGGGGCAGCGAAGCCUGCCCCCGUAUCUGGUUAGGGGCUUGCUCCACCACCGUCGCGGGUUGGCCCGGUAUUGCAGUACCUCCGGGAUCGGCCCACUUCAAACAAAGAAUCAUAUAUGAUCAGAGGUCAGAAUGA